AUGAAGCACCAAGAAUUUUACAAGGCAGGGGGUACUUUAAUGGAAACAUAUUGUCGCACCUUAUUGAUGAAUAAGAUUUUGUCCAAAUCAGAUACCCUCGAAAGGUUCCACGACGAACAUGUUUCCGAAUACAAUGAAGAUAUGGGUAGACCAACACCAACAGAGCUAGAGGAAAUGUCUAUGCUUCGUGAAAGUAGAAUGUUUGACAAGUAUCUUGAAGAAGUGACUAGAAACCGAAGACUCUUUAUCACUUCAGACGGAUAUAUUGGGUGGGGCCACCAACAGGUAGAGAAAUGUGAUAAACUGUAUAUUUUGCAUGGGUCACCGGUGCCUUUUGUUUUGAGACCAUGUGGUGAUUUUUGGAUUGUGGUUGGUCAAUGUUAUGCACAUGGUCUUAUGAACGGGGAGAUUGGAAAGGCUUUGGAGCGUGAGGAAGUGACCUCACAGAUGUUUGAGGUUAGAUGA
Messenger RNA from Botrytis porri, 465 nucleotides. RefSeq lists its product as uncharacterized. Bases 1 to 465 code for a protein of 154 amino acids. The transcript has a single exon. NCBI's taxonomy places the organism in Eukaryota, Fungi, Ascomycota, Leotiomycetes, Helotiales, Sclerotiniaceae. The record is from RefSeq and is a predicted model, not a curated record.